AUGAUGACCAACGAUGCUAGCAACCACAGGAACCACUUAAAUCAUGUUAACGGCAAUCCAGAAAACAUCAGCUUCCCCGACAGCACUAAUUAUACUACCAACAUUCAUAACAACAACAACAGCAACAACUAUAUUAACAGCAACAACAGCAUCAACAACAACAAAGACGUCACCAACAACAACAACACUAACACGAGUAAGGAAAUGGCGAAACGAAGAUUCUCCAUAAGCAGCACAUCCACCGAGAACAUCCUUCUGGAAGCUGACCUCCUACUUACUUCCGCCAAAAACUCUAACUCAUUUUAUAACGACGAACCAGGUUUGAAAAAUUUUAAUAAAAUUUUUAAGAAGUAUUCAAACAAUUCGUUCAAAAAUGUCGAGAAAACUGGAUCAAUGUCCGCUCAUGUUCCUCCUCGAAUCAGGACUCAAAGUUGCACGGUACCAGCGCUCUGUGACGUCAGAGUGAAUGACGUCAUCAAGUUCAGUCAGAAGUUGGGGAGGAUGAGUGAGGGUAGGGUGGUUUUUGUCGGCAACCUGCCAAACAAGAAGGACGUUUAUUUGGGAUUGGAGCUGAAAAACGAAGGUUGUUGUGUUCUUUCCGAUAAUGUUGCAUGUGGUUGA
Molecule: messenger RNA, 621 nt
Organism: Helobdella robusta
Lineage: Eukaryota; Metazoa; Annelida; Clitellata; Rhynchobdellida; Glossiphoniidae
Exons: 4
Coding region: 1-621 (206 amino acids)
Source: RefSeq, a predicted model, not a curated record